GGCCGCGCGGGGCCGGGCCCGGGGCCGCUGACAGCCGCCGCCGCGCCAUGUACGCCAAGGGCAAGGGCUCCGGCGUGCCCUCGGACGGCCAGGCCCGCGAGAAGCUGGCGCUCUACGUCUACGAGUACCUGCUGCACGUGGGGGCCCAGAAAUCCGCCCAGACCUUCUUGUCGGAGAUCCGAUGGGAGAAGAACAUCACGCUGGGGGAGCCCCCCGGCUUCCUGCACUCCUGGUGGUGCGUCUUCUGGGAUCUGUACUGCGCCGCUCCGGACCGCCGCGAGACCUGCGAGCAUUCCAGCGAGGCCAAAGCCUUCCAUGACUACAGCGCGGCGGCAGCGCCCAGCCCGGUGAUGGGGAACCUGCCCCCCGGGGAUGGCAUGGCCGGGGGUCCCGUGCCCCCCGCCUUCUUCCAGGCUCCUGCGGGUGCCCCCCCUCUGCCCCCCACCCCCGGGGUGCCCCUGCUGGGCCCGCACAGCCAGCCUUUCAUGUCCCCCCGCUACCCCGGCGGCCCCCGGCCCCCGCUCCGGAUGCCCAACCAGCCCCCCGUGGGUGUUCCUGGCUCCCAGCCGCUGCUGCCCAACGCCAUGGACCCGGCUGCACGCUCACAGGGGCAUCCUGGCAUGGGGGGCCCGAUGCAGCGCAUGAACCCCCCCCGAGGCAUGGCCGGGAUGGGGCCACAGAGCUACGGCAGCGGGAUGCGCCCCCCCCCCAGCUCGCUGGCCGGCCCUGGAAUGCCCACCAUGAACAUGGGUCCCGGUGGCCGCGGGCCCUGGCCCAACCCCAACGCCAACUCCAUCGCCUACUCCUCCUCAUCCCCUGGGAAUUACGUGGGCCCUCCUGGGGGCGGUGGCCCCCCCGGCACCCCCAUCCUGCCCAGCCCCGGAGACUCCACCAACUCCAGUGAGAACAUGUACACCAUGAUGAACCCCAUCGGACCCGCGGGGAACCGGCCCAACUUCCCGAUGGGGCCCGGACCCGAGGGGCCCAUGGGCGGGAUGAGCGCGAUGGAGCCGCACCACAUGAACGGAUCCUUAGGCUCUGGGGACAUGGAUGGGCUGCCAAAGAGCUCCCCCAGUAAUUUGGGGGCCCUGAGCAACCCCCCCGGGACCCCUCGGGACGACGCCGAGCUGAGCAGCAAUUUCCUAAAUCCCUUCCAAAGCGACAGCUACUCGCCCAGCAUGACAAUGAGCGUGUGAGCCCCGCGCCGAGGCCGCCGACAGCCAGACGCCCUCACCCACCACCGAAAAAAAAAAAAAAACCAUAAAAAAAAAAAAUCAUUAAUUUUAAUGAUCAGCCCCCCCCCCCAGCCCCGCCCCGUCACGCCCAACCUCCCCCCCGCCCCACUCCACACACACAUUUUCAGCGCCCCCCGCCCCGUUCCGCCCUCUCCUCCUUUUUUUUUUUUUUUUUUUUUUUUUGUUGUUGUUGUUGUCGUUGUUUUUUUAUUUUUUUUUUUUGUUUUUUUUUUUUUUUAAUCCAAACGAACACUAAAAACGAGCAGGAAAAAAAAAACAAAAAAAAAAAAAAAGCGCGGGAGGAAAAAAGAAAUAAUAACGAUGAUUAGAAAUAAGUCAUGUGACUUAUUUGCUGCCCACCCAGCACCCCCCCCCCCAAUCCAGGACUGGGACAAACCCCCCCCCCCCCAGCACUCCUUUUCCAGUCCUUCCCACCCCCCCCUGAACUGGGAAUGCUCCCAGCACUGGGAUUGACCCCCCCAAACUGCUGGGACCCCAUUUAUUGCCCCCCCCACCCACCCAGCACUGGGAGCCCCCCACUCUGUACUGGGACCCCGUUUGUUGCCCCCUCCUCCAGCACUGGGGACCCCCCCCCCCCCACAACAUUCCCAACCGCAGCCCCCCCCCCUCCGCAGGGCGGGGUCGGUGCGGGGAGGGGGGGUCUGGCACUGUGGGGGUGCUGAAGGGGCAUUUUUGGGGUGUUUUGGCUCCCACAUGGGGCGGCACCAAGCCCGGGGAGGGGGAUUUUUGGGGGGCGUCAUGGCAUUGUGCCCCCCCCCCUCCCCUCCAUGGCAGGUGGUGCCAAUCCCCCCCCCCUCAAUUUCGAGCAUCUGGGGGGGGGGGUUUCCCUGAGCUGUGCCCCCCCCCCCCCCUCAGGCUGGGAGGGUGUGACCCCCUCCCAGUUCUCCCAAUGCCCCCCCUGAGUCCUGGAGGGGGGCAGGGGGGGCAGAACCAGCACAGACCCCCCCCCCCCUCCCCUAAAUCCAGGCUGUGCUGGGGGAGGGGGAAGGAGUGGGGGGGGGGCAAUCCAUGACCCCCCCAUGGUGCAGCCCCCCCGCAGGUCCCAGUGCAGAGCAGCCCCCCCAGCCCCCAGCCCCAUCUGUGUGCUCAGCCAGCACUGUGACCCCCGGCCCCCCCCCGAGCACCAGACCGGGGCGCCCCCCCCACCCCCAGAACCCCCCCAGGGACCACUUUAAUAUGAAGGAAAUUUUUUUUUUUUUUUUUUUAGUGUGGUUUUGAUUUUUUUUUUCUUUUUUUUUUUUGGGAUUUUUUUUUUUUUUUGGGUUUUUUUUUUUUUGUGCUGAUUUUUUUCCUCUUUUAUAACAGAAAGGACCUCAAAGCCCCUCCUUAACCACCCCCCCCUCAAGAGCCCCCCCAAAAUGCCGCCGCACACCCAGACCCCCCCCCUCCCCUGUACAGCCCCGCACCCCUCGUGUCCCCCCCGAAAAUGGGGGGGCAGCCCCCAGCCCCCAUAGGGGUGACCCCCCCCAUUAGGCGUAGUCGUUCUGUGUAGGGACCCCCCUCAUUUCUAAACUUCUAGAUUUCCCCCCCCCCUAUUGCUUAUCAAAACAAAAAUGGGGGAACAACCCCCCCCCAAAAAAAAAAAAAAAAGAACAAACGAAAAAAAAAGAAAAAAUAUAAAAAGAGCAAAAAAAGAAAAAAAAAAGCCCUAAAAUGACAAAAAAAAAAAAAAAAUCCACGACCUCCCCAACACCCCCCCCCCCGGCAUCAAUAAAUGUAAUUUGAUUUUUUUUCAGAAGGCGGCGAUAUUUGGGUCUUGCUGGGGGUGGGGGGGGACCCCAAAACCAGGCAGGGGGACCCCAAAACCACAUGAAGAGGAACGAGGUGAGGGGGACCCCAAGAACCAAAUAAAGGCACCCAAAACCAGGUGGAAAAAAAAACAAAAAACCUCACAAAACCAAGUGAAGGGACCCCCAAAACCAGGUGAGAUUCCCAGAAACCACCAGGGGCACCCCAAAGACCAGAUGAGACCCCAAGAACCAAGUGAGGGACCCCAAAACCCAAGUGAGGGACCCCAAGAACCAAG
Vidua chalybeata is the source of this 3282-nucleotide messenger RNA. RefSeq names its product single stranded DNA binding protein 4 (gene SSBP4). Gene Ontology annotation, biological process: positive regulation of transcription by RNA polymerase II. The transcript is spliced from 18 exons. Gene Ontology annotation, molecular function: protein binding; single-stranded DNA binding. Lineage: Eukaryota; Metazoa; Chordata; Aves; Passeriformes; Viduidae. The coding region runs from base 48 to 1196 and encodes 382 amino acids. Gene Ontology annotation, cellular component: nucleus. The record is from RefSeq and is a predicted model, not a curated record.